GCCAGUAUGUUUCUGUGUCUGAUCACAUGAGGAUUACAAUUCUGACCUGAACAGAACGAGAAUGAAUAUCCAAAUCUAUUUGAAGAUUAAUAAAGACACAAUUAAAACAAUAACUCUGGCAACCUCAGAUGAAGAAAUUGGGAAAGCCACCGUUAGAGACGUAAAGAAAAAAGCCUUAUGUCAUUUUCCCGGAGUUGGAACUGAUAUAAGCAGACUGAGGUUGAUCUAUAAUGGAACUGAUCUUGAAGAUGAAAAAACACUCGAAAGUUAUAAGAUUGAAAACCUCUCAGUCCUUCAAGCCGUGUUGAAAAUGCGUGGUGGGGCCCAGUUCCACCUGAUGAAGGGUUUCCCAUGAUUCAGUCUAUGGCAUGUUUAUAUCUCAACAUGUAGAUGUUUUGGACUCACUUGGAUUAAAUUGAAAUAAGAGAGUUCAGUAUCAUAUAUUGCUGUAUAAUGUCUGAAUAAUUCUUAUAUAACUUACAGAAAAUAAUAUAACUACAUAACAUAUGAUAAAUGUACUAAGAAAAUGUGAAAAUAAUUAAAUAAAAAUAAACUUUAAUAAUAAAUAGUGUGUUCACAGUUAAAAACAUAUAUAUAUAUAUUCCAAAUUGCAAGAUUUUCUCCCAAAAACGAUAAAACAUGUUUCUAGGAAGGAUCAUUUUGUGAUUGAUGUAUUGGCUUCAGAAGAAUGAUUGGAAGUAAAUCUACAUUAAAACAUGUCACAACAUUAUUUCCCCAAACUGUGGCAGGGGUGGAAGUGUACGACUUAUACUGUAUAUACUGAACAAAUACAAAAAUGUCCUUUGUUUGUAGCCUAUUGAAGUUUGUUUCAUUAAUUAUAUAGAUAAUGUAACCGUUUCAUUAUUUCUUACCAAUAAAAUUACCAAUCUUUCUACAUGUUAUUUUUUACAUGUGACAAAAAAUAAAUAAUUUCCCAACUUGCCAAUCUUUUACAAUUAAACAAUAAUAAAGGAUGAUUUUUUUAUUUUUUAUCUUACUGUAUGGCAAUGAGUACAAGGUGAAUUUGUUUAUUUGAAUGGGUUACACAUCUGUAAUUGCUAUAUGUUUUUAUUCUAUCAGUAGCAUCAAUACUUGUCUUUAUUGUUGGAUAUG
This is a messenger RNA of Xyrauchen texanus (razorback sucker), 1113 nucleotides long. RefSeq lists its product as uncharacterized. The coding region runs from base 62 to 355 and encodes 97 amino acids. The transcript is spliced from 3 exons. NCBI's taxonomy places the organism in Eukaryota, Metazoa, Chordata, Actinopteri, Cypriniformes, Catostomidae. The record is from RefSeq and is a predicted model, not a curated record. Gene Ontology annotation, molecular function: protein binding.